AAAAAGUCCUGUGGCAUUUUGUUUAAUGAACAGUUUGUUCCCAUCACUAUAAUAUUGACUGAAGGGGUAUCUUCUAAAUUGUUAGCAUUAUAACAAUUGACAAACUACUUGGUGCGUGAGCGACAGUUACGGGCACCACGUAAAGGACGUCCUGGCCACUCCUUGCUAAAAACGUCUCUCACGUUUCAGUUUUCCGUAGAAAUUCAAUACGUGCAGUCGAGCCCAUCGUCAAAUGCUUUCAAUUACUAGUACAAUCGCUCCAAUUUCUAAGAAUUUUACAUCACCUACACGCCAAGUUGCCGAUUAGUGCAGACAUGGGAGUCAAUUCUCGACGUAAUCAUUUGCUGCCAAUACCCCGUUAUUAAUACAUUUUAUUUUGAAAUUAACCAUCCCAAUGUCAACAUUUUGAGCACAAAGGAUUUCACUCGCCGAAAAUAUAUAAUUACGACAAAAAUUAGCACGAAAAAUUAUAUUUUGCAAAGUGCGUGAAAAUGAAUUAAUACACCACAUAUUAUUAUUGUUACCCCGAAGCAAAUGUGGGUGGAAUAUCUGCAGCUUUAAAUUAACCAGUUUUGAUAGGUUACUUUGAGAAAAGUGAUCGACAGUAAUACACAUUUUUAAACACCACCUUAACUGGCAGAAUUGAUUUUUGUUUGCACUGCCCUGUUUGGUAGCAGAUUCCUUGUGCUGGGGAAGGGGAGAAUAACGAAUGGGCCUGAUAACGGCUCAGGGCAUGAAAGAGGAAAGGGACUGUGUGGGCAUUAAGAGACUACAGAAAACAACUAGUUACAAUUUCUGAGAACAUUUAAUGUAACCAUGUUAAUGAUUCUACAGGGAAUAGCACAUUACUUCCUUGAGAGAAUGAUUUACAUAAAAUGAAAUUCUGCAUUUACAUCUGAGAGUUUUAAACGUAGCCAACACAAUGCAGGAGACUAAUGGCAAGACAGAUUAUGACUGGCAUCUGGCAAGAGAAGGUAUUCAGCUCCUCCUUAACAAUAAGAUAACUGAGGCUGAACAACUCUUUGGGGAACGAAAAGAUAAUGUCCAGAUGGCAGCUGGAUAUUGUUUUGUAACAUUCAUGAACGCGCUAAUGACGUUUGAAGAUGAUAAACUUCAAGAAUCUCUACAAACACUGCGUGAUAUGGAAAAGAGGUGUGCCCAAGAUAUAGGCUGGCUGAAAGCAGUAAGAAACAAAAUGUUUGGAAGUGAUAACUCAUUGGAACGGGCUCAAGCAGAGAAGCUGGAAGAGCAGAUUAUCUUAGCAGACUCACAAGUGUGUGUUGCCCUUCUUACAUUCCUCCAGCAAGACCUCACCAGCUAUGUUAAAGGGGGGUGGGUCCUUCGUAAGGCCUGGAAAGUAUAUCAGCAUACUUAUUCCCAAAUUCUGCAGCUCUACAGAAAAACAUUUGGUUACGAUGAUGUUCCAGGUUCUCAGUUUCCAUCAUGGAAGGUUAUUACUCGUGGUCCCAGUAAUCCAAACCUGCAGAGUCCGACAUCUGAAUGGUCUGUUCCAUCUUGCAACAUUUCAGCUCCGACACCAAGUGGAAGUACUACACCUAAUGGAAGAAGUAAUGGCUUCCGCAAUCCAUUUUCCAUUCUAUCUUCAUUCAGUUUACAUUCAGAUGGUAAUUCAAAUGACAGUGCACCCCCCGAAGUCGUAUCAAGAUUAAUGUCAGCAGUCAGUUUUGGUUAUGGAAUCUUCCAACUUUGCAUUUCUCUUCUCCCUCCUUCAUUGCUCAAGUUGAUCCACUUCCUUGGAUUUGAGGGUGACCGUCAAGUGGGCAUUGCAGCUCUCAUGUUUGCUCGUCAAGGUCAUGAUAUGAGGGCACCGUUAGCAUCGUUGGCUCUCCUGUGGUAUCACACCAUUGUCCGUCCAUUCUUUGCCCUGGAUGGGUCCAAUGUCCAAGCAGGGGUAGAAGCAGCACAGAAUCUGAUAAGAGAAUCUCAACCAGACUUUGGACAAUCAGCACUGUUCCUAUUCUUUAAAGGCCGUGUUGAAAGGCUUAAGUCUAAUAUUGAUGAUGCCAUUGAAGCAUACCAGGCAGCAGUGGUGAAAUCUCCACAAAGAGAAAUUCAGCUGCUGUGUUUACAUGAAGUUGGAUGGUGUCAUCUGAUUCAACUGGACUGGAAUCAGGCACAUCAAUGUUUCUUACAGCUCAAACUUAGGUCACGAUGGUCGAAGAGCUUCUAUACUUACCUCGCUGCAGUUUGUACAGGGGCAUCUGGCAAUCUGAAUGAAGCAAUCAGGUUAACACAAGAAGUAGCUGAAUUGUCAGCAUCAUCACAGCAACGCAACACCCAGUUGGAAACGUUUAUCUUGAGGAGAAUUAAUCGUUUUCCUGGGGAACAAGACAGUGAAAAAUUUGACCACACCUACUACAGACUUUUGGCCUUUGAACUCCUCUUCCUGUGGAAUGCUCUCCCAUCUUGCAGUAUUCAGCACAUAAAUAAUCUCUUGGAAGACUGUCAGUCAGCUAGUCAGGAUCCCAUGGUGGGUCUCCACCACCUUGUCAUGGGGGCUGCUCAGUGCUGUCUGGGACUCCAUGAAGAAGCAGUAGCCAGCUUCCGGACCUGUCUUGCGAAGCGAGGUGAAUUAGAAACUUGUGAAAUUGGAGGAGGGAUGACAGGACAAACUGCAACAGGAGACCAUCACAUUUCAGCCUUUGCCCUUUAUGAACUCGGUAUCCUGCUGUGUAAAAAUCCUAAAACUGCUGAGGAAGGAAAGAUAUUACUUCUUCAAGCUGAAACUAAUUACAAAGGUUAUGACUUUGAGAAUCGCUUAAACGUCCGUAUCCACGCAGCGCUGAGGAACAUUGUAUAAUAUGGACAACUCUAGUAUCUGCUACAUUCACUUUAGAUAUAAUUAUUUUAAGGUUCGUGUACUUCAGAGGUAUUGUAUCUCGAUAGGUAUGUUUGAUAAAAAUUACAUAUUAUCGCAAGGUGGGGUAUACUUUCUUUUUAAGUAAAAUGUGGCAGUGACAUUUUACCUAAUUUUUAUAUAUAGUAUUUAAGACUGUUCAAGUGGAAUAACUUAAAAUCACACUGUUUAUUUGCAAAACAAAAUUAAAGAGGUAGUCUUAUGGAACAGAAUAACGUGCACGUAUAUGAGCAAAUCAUGAAAAAUAAUAUUUCUGUGGUCCAUGUAUCACACUCUGUGCGUGUGCAUGUACCUGGGAAGAUUAAUACUAAAUGUUUUAUAAAAAUGAAAGUUAAAAUAAAUUAAAGAGUAGCUUGAGCUUAAAUAACUAGCCUACAUAAUGAUGAUACUUUCAUAUUUUAUACUACUUAAUAUAUAAUAUACAGGCCUACUUAAAUCAAAGGCUAAUUAUAUAUAUAAAUUUAGAAAAGUUCAGACUAUAAUCUAACUGACAAUACGUGUGUUCAUAGGUUGCAAACAUAUUUGUAACAUUGAUAAAACUCGAAUGGUAGGUGUUAUAAACCCUUUCAACAUUUAACAGAAACAUUUGCUUAUAAAAUCUAGUACAUAAAUUAUAACAUAUGUAAGUACCCCAAAUGAAAUUAAUCGUUUAUGAAUUCAAUACUGCAGAGAUUUUGAAGUUAUUUUUUGAAAGCCUUGUGGCUAUAAAAAAUGGUAUGUUUUUUUCUCUUUCUAUGAAUAGUAUCAUUAUGUCUGAUAUUUAUAAAGGAUUACUACCCUAUUAAUUUCAGGAACUCUCAGUAUUAUUACAAAUUUGUGAUCCAUCUGAAAGAAAUAUCAAUGUAAACAGAUGUUCAAUGUAUAAAAUGCAAGCAGUGGGAUUUGAGGAAGGGAGGCAGAAGGGGUUGUACUGAUUUCCAUUUCAUGAUAAAUUUUAUAAACAGCUUCAUUUGGGAAAUAUUUCAAAGCAUCAUCAUAUACAAGCACAUAACAUUUAUAUAUUGUACAUAGUUACACUAUCCUCUUUUCCACUGCUUAAUCAUCAUUUCUCACCCUCCUUAUGAUAAGUGCAUUCCAAUUUUGUGCACACAAUAUUUAGCUCAGCACUGUAUAUAUUGAUGGUUGAUAUAUAUAAAAAGAUUGUGAUCAUUUUUGUAACAAACUGUAACAAUGUAUAAUCAAGUAACAAAAGUUUGCCACUAAACAUUUUAUUAUGCUAUGAUUUGGAUGACACUGGUGAAAGGUGUAUGAAGGUGGAUGACUGGCGUCUUCAAGGAAAUUAAAAAAAUGCAGGUAUCAAGAUCUGAGUGGUAUAAUGGGUCCAAAGAGAAGAUGAUAAGUCACAGAGAAAAGGUGUCUGAUUAUCAGAAUGCAGUAAGAAAGUUAAAUAAAUGUGAAACAUAUUUCUAUUCUAAAAUGCAAGAAAAAUAUUAAAGAAAAAAGCCACGUAACUUCCCACUGGAUUUUAGCAGACACUUUGAUAGUUCAAAAGCUGAAAAGUACAUACUGCAAUGUUACAUGCACAGUAUUACAUGAGGCAAGGAAUAUUUUAUUGUCUUAUGCUGAUUUUAACAUGUAAUCACAUACAUUAAAUAAAAUUUGAACUGUGAGAUUUA
Zootermopsis nevadensis is the source of this 4494-nucleotide messenger RNA. Its product is annotated as tetratricopeptide repeat protein 39C. NCBI's taxonomy places the organism in Eukaryota, Metazoa, Arthropoda, Insecta, Blattodea, Termopsidae. The record is from RefSeq and is a predicted model, not a curated record. Gene Ontology annotation, biological process: cilium assembly. Gene Ontology annotation, molecular function: protein binding.